Molecule: messenger RNA, 1728 nt
Organism: Juglans regia (Persian walnut)
Lineage: Eukaryota; Viridiplantae; Streptophyta; Magnoliopsida; Fagales; Juglandaceae
Product: putative disease resistance protein RGA3
Exons: 1
Coding region: 354-1508 (384 amino acids)
Biological process (GO): defense response to fungus
Molecular function (GO): ADP binding
Source: RefSeq, a predicted model, not a curated record
CAAGCAAGCUUACAACAUGCAGAGCAUCAAGAGGAACUUUCGUUGCAGGUCCCUCAAUAAUUUCUUUGACGCGUCAAGCAAGCUUACACUUCAAAGAAAUUGCUGGUUGAAUUGGUCUCUGCCAACACCCUCUCUAUCAUACUUUGUAUCAAACUAGUUUCUUUAACGCGUUCUUCAACACUAAUUUCUUUAACGCGUCAGUACUCUCCAAUAGGAACUUUCCCAUGCAAGGCCAUAUAAAAUGUUGGUCCCGCCUUGUCCUCUGUACACAUUCAAAGCAAACAUAUCUUCCUUCUAUCCCUUAGUGAUUCCUCAGGAGCCGUUUUUACCAUUCCUUCACCAACCAUCAACAAAUGGCUGAAGGCAUUCUCUUUGACAUUGCUGCACGAAUCAUUGAGAGCUUGGGAUCCCAGGCUCUCAAAGAGAUUGGACUGCUUUCGGGUGUAACAGAUGAGCUCAAGAAGCUCAAGAACACCGUUUCGACAAUCCAAGCUGUGCUUCUUGAUGCUGAGGAGCAACGGGCAGUGAACAACCAUCAAGUUAUUGAAUGGCAUGAAAGGCUUAAGGAUGUCGUUUAUGAAGCAGACGACUUGCUGGAUGGUUUCUCCACUGAAUGUCUGUUGCGAGAGAUGAUGACUCGGGAUAAGAUGGCAAAAAAGGUACAAAUCUUCUUCUCCAAAUCAAACCAGCUUGUCUAUGAUCUGAAAAUGGGCCCUAAGAUUAAAGCGAUUAGAAAGAAGUUAGAUGACAUCGCAGAUGACAGGACGAAAUUCCACUUCAAGGAACGCCCUGUAGAGAUAGAAGUCAGGGCUAGGGAUGAUAGUCAUUCCUUUGUACCCGAGGCAGAAGUUAUUGGUAGAGAGGAUGCCAAGAAGGAGAUCAUAGAUAUACUUCUUUCUUAUUCCAAUGUUAAAGAGAAUGUAGGAAUCCUUCCGAUUACUGGCAUCGGAGGAUUAGGAAAGACCACACUAGCUCAAUUCAUUUUUAAUGAUCUGAAAGUAGAUAAACAUUUUCAGCUAAAAAUGUGGGUGUGUGUCUCUGAUACUUUUGAUGUUAGAAAAGUUGUUGAAAAAAUGCUAGAAUCGGCAAUAAAACAGAAACCAGACAUUACUGUUCAAAUGGAUACAUUGGUGCAUGGUCUUCGAAAAGAAAUUGUUGGAAAGAAGUACUUACUUGUGUUGGAUGAUGUUUGGAACGAGGAAAGUGAGAAAUGGGAUAAAUUGAAAAAAUUGUUGAUGGGUGGUGCAAGUGGUAGUAGAAUAUUAAUAACUACACGAAGUCCAAAAGUUGCACAAAUUACCCAAACAAUUGGACCAUAUUUCUUACAGGGUUUAGACAGCCAGAAGUCAUGGUGUUUAUUUAAGAAAGUGGCAUUCGAGAACGGAGAAGAGCCAAUGAAUUCUGGAAAAGUGGAAGUUGGAAUGGAGAUUGUAGAAAAGUGUUCUGGUGUCCCACUUGUCAUCAAAACAAUUGGAAGGUUACUGUCCUUGGAAAAUUCUGAAGCAUAGUGGGUUUCUUUUAACAACAAUAAAUUGCAAAAAAUAAAAGAAGAUAAAAUCAUACCAACUCUUAAGCUAAGUUAUGAUCAACUUCCAUCACAUUUGAAACAAUGCUUUGCUUAUUGUAGUAUAUUUCCGAAGGAUUACGUGUUGAAGAAAUCAAAAUUGAUAAAUCUAUGGAUAGCAUAGGGGUUUAUCAAGCAAUCCAAUCAAAAUGAAUGUCUUGAAG